AUGGUACCCGUGCAAUGCGGCGGUAAUGACAAUGAAAGAUUCUUGGUAGAUGCGGCGGUACCAUAUGAUUAUAGUUUUAAUAGUGCGUGCUUAAAACACCCCGAUAAGCCACAGUACGAAGGUGGAAUAGUUGUGAACCCCGAGCUGAAAAACGGGUCAACGGGUUGGGCUUCUUUCGGCAAUGCAAAGCUAAGACUAGGAAGAUCACAAACCGGAAAUGACUUCAUUGUGGCUCAUCAAAGGAAACAAUCAUUUGAUAGUGUAUCCCAGGAGUUUUUCUUAGACCACGAGAAACUUUAUACGUUUUCUGCUUGGGUGCAAAUAAGCUAUGGGGAUGCUACGGUGGUUGCUACGUUUAAGACACCAACAGGGUUUUACAAUGCUGGUUCGACUAAAGCUAAAUCAGGCUGCUGGUCCAUGCUCAAAGGUGGGCUAACCGUGAACAAGUCUGGCUCAGCUCAACUCUAUUUUCAGAGUGAAAAUACAUCCAUUGACAUAUGGAUCAAUAGCGUUUCGUUACAACCCUUUACACAAGAAGAGUGGAAAUCUCACCAACAUCAAAGCAUUGAGAAGGUUAGGAAAAGUAAAGUAAAAUUUCAGGCAGUAGAUAGUGAAGGAAAACCUUUAGCAAAUAGGACAAUAACAAUUGCACAAAAGUAUGCAAAAUUCCCAUUUGGAUGUGCUAUUAACAAAAACAUCCUAACUAACCAAGACUAUAAGGACUGGUUCCUUUCAAGAUUCAAGUAUACUACAUUUGAAAAUGAGAUGAAAUGGUAUGCAAAUGAACCUAACCAAUACCACGAAGACUACACCGCAGCUGAUGAAAUGCUUCAGUUCACACAGUCAAAUGGGGUUUCGGUUAGAGGCCACAAUGUGUUCUGGGACGACCCAAAGUAUCAACCAAGUUGGGUUUCUAACCUUGGCCCAUCACAGCUCGCGGCUGCAGCCAGAAAGAGAAUAAACUCAGUCAUGGGCAGAUACUCGGGCCAAGUGAUCUCUUGGGAUGUAAUGAAUGAGAAUUUGCAUUUUAACUUCUUUGAAAGCAAGCUUGGCUCGGAUAUUUCUUCAAAAUUUUACAAAAAAGCUAAAGCUCUCGAUAGAAACACUCCUUUAUUCUUGAAUGACUAUAAUACAAUCGAAUCACCUGGGGACCAGGACUCAUCUCCUGAUAGUUACUUGUCGAAAGUUAAACAGAUAUGGGCUGGGGGCUAUACCGGUCCUUUAUCAAUAGGAUUAGAAGGUCAUUUCAGCCAAGUGAACAUACCUUACAUGAGAUCCGCAAUCGAUAAGAUUGCAAGUUCAAAAUUGCCCAUUUGGAUCACUGAACUAGAUGUUCAAUCUGGCCCGAAUCAGGCAGAAAUAUUGGAACAAGUUCUAAAAGAGGCUUAUGCACAUCCAGCAGUGAAUGGAAUAAUUAUUUGGUCAGCAUGGAGUCCCCAAGGCUGCUAUCGAAUGUGCUUAACCGACAACAAUUUCAACAACUUGCCCACGGGAGACGUUGUAGACAAAAUCGUACGUGCAUUCUUUGGAAGAGUUGUCACAGCCACCACAGAUGUUAAUGGUUUCUAUGCGACCUCACUAACCCAUGGUAAUUAUGAAGUUAAAUUCGUAGAAGAUCAUCACCAAACUGCAAAACAUAUAAAAUCCCCACCGGUAUCUCAAUAUUUCAAGGUUGGAGCAUCGAGUUCUUCAGAAGACACUAUGCAUAUCAAGAUCAUGGCUUGA
Erigeron canadensis is the source of this 1725-nucleotide messenger RNA. Its product is annotated as endo-1,4-beta-xylanase 5-like. The record is from RefSeq and is a predicted model, not a curated record. The transcript has 7 exons. Gene Ontology annotation, biological process: carbohydrate metabolic process. Gene Ontology annotation, molecular function: hydrolase activity, hydrolyzing O-glycosyl compounds. Lineage: Eukaryota; Viridiplantae; Streptophyta; Magnoliopsida; Asterales; Asteraceae. The coding region runs from base 1 to 1725 and encodes 574 amino acids.